Anoplopoma fimbria (sablefish) is the source of this 1919-nucleotide messenger RNA. It is a transcript of the gene thnsl2, whose product is annotated as threonine synthase-like 2. The transcript has 9 exons. The record is from RefSeq and is a predicted model, not a curated record. Gene Ontology annotation, biological process: 2-oxobutyrate biosynthetic process; dephosphorylation. NCBI's taxonomy places the organism in Eukaryota, Metazoa, Chordata, Actinopteri, Perciformes, Anoplopomatidae. Gene Ontology annotation, molecular function: pyridoxal phosphate binding. Bases 135 to 1601 code for a protein of 488 amino acids.
UUGUCAUAGAUCCAUUCCUGAGUGUAGAAAGUGUGGCAGCAUAGACUUGCAGGAAGUGUUUGUACAUUUGUAGCUUUAAACCGAAGAGCAAAGAGUUCUGUUUGAAUCCAUUUGACUUCAGAGUGGUCUUUCUGAUGCAGUACUGCAGUACUCGGGGUGGGGUCCAUGGAUGGGACUUCGAUGAUGUGUUGUUUUCAGGAUACGCUCCAGACGGGGGUAUGUUCAUGCCCGAGAGUGUACCUGUGCUGAGCCCAGACACCAUGAGGAGCUGGAGGGGGCUGACCUACACCCAACUGGUGGUGGAGGUUGCCUCACUGUUCAUCCCCACUCAGCUGAUCCCCAGAGAGGACCUGGAGGUCCUUGUGGGUGAAGCCCUGACUGGUUUCUCAGUGCCUGAGGUGUUGAGGAUUGUCCGGCUGAAAGAGGGUCUGUCAGUCCUGGAGCUCUUCCAUGGAGAGACCUUGGCCUUUAAGGACCUGGCCAUGACCUGCACAGUGCACUUCUUGAACUAUUUCCUGCGAAAACAGAAUCGCAGAGCUACAGUUCUUGUAGGUACAUCAGGAGACACGGGUGGCUCAGCCAUCCACAGCGCAAGAGGUCUCAGUGGGUUGGACGUGUUGGUGGUUUACCCCCGAGGACGCGUCACACCAGUCCAAGAGAAACACAUGAUCACCUGCCUGGAGGAUAAUGUCCAUGUGUUUGCUGCCGACGGCAGCUCAGACGACAUAGAUCAGCCUCUGCGGCGUCUCUUUGCAGACCAGGAGCUGGUCAAGUCCCACGGUCUCAUGAGCCUCAACUCAGUCAACUGGUCAAGAGUCAUGAUCCAGCUCGCCCACUUCAUCUAUGCUUACCUGGAGCUCAGUGGUAUGGAGCAGGCCGAGGCUGAUGGAGACCUGCCUGAGCUGGAGGUGGUGGUGCCCACUGGAGGGGCAGGAAACAUUGCCGCUGGCUACAUUGUAAAGCAGAUGGGAUUGCCUCUGAAGCUGGUUGCCAUGGUGAAUUCUAAUGACAUAGUGCACAGGACGGUAACCACUGGUGACUUUUCCAUGGCAGCUAAUGUCACACAGACUUUGGCCCCUGCCAUAGACAUCCAGGACCCGUACAACAUGGAGAGAAUGUUCUGGCUGUUGCUGGGCAGAGAUGGAGCUUCAGUGAAAAACAUGAUGGAGGAGUUCCAAAAAACACAAAGACACUCUCUGCCGGAAAACCACCGCAAACUAUUGUCACAAGUUUUAUCAAGUGGAACAGUGACUGAUGAGGGGAUCCUGGAGAUCAUGAGGAGAUGCUGGGAGGAGAACCAGUAUGUCCUUUGUCCACAUACAGCUGUAGCUGUAUGGCAUCACUACCACUGUCCUCACAGCCCCGGGCUAAACAGGUGCUACAUUGCAACAGCAUCUCCAGCCAAGUUUCAGGCAGCAGUGCAUAGGGCUGGCCUGACCUUUGACCUGCCUGAGGCAGUGCUGGUGUUGGACAAGUUGGCCACCCGUUGCCAGAACCUGGAGCGGAGCCUGAACUGGUGCAAAGACUGGGAGGACAGACUGAGAGAGAAAAUCCAGUCUGUGAGCUCAGCCAGGAAGACCAGAGGGACGUACUACUGCUGAUUAGGAAAGAUGUGAUUACAUUGUUAAAGGGGGUUGUACUUCAGAAAACCUGAUUGGACAUUAAACUGUGUACGGGCGAGGUCACCUGACUCUGGCAGAUUGUCCAUAAUCCUUGUGCUGCUUUUUCUGGAUUUAGUAAAUUGUCUAGAUGGGAAAGGCCUGUUGUUGCCUCUUUGAUGGACUUUGGUCUGUAUGGUCAUAUAAAUUAUCUUUGUAUUUCUACAGUCAUCCACCAUGUUCACAAUGUCCAAUGUUCCUUCACAACUGUAACACAAAUGUAAAUGAAUGCCGAAGAAUAAAGUCAAACUGCGAGUUAAA